This is a messenger RNA of Osmerus eperlanus (European smelt), 1169 nucleotides long. It is a transcript of the gene sdhaf2, whose product is annotated as succinate dehydrogenase complex assembly factor 2. Lineage: Eukaryota; Metazoa; Chordata; Actinopteri; Osmeriformes; Osmeridae. Gene Ontology annotation, cellular component: mitochondrion. The transcript has 4 exons. Gene Ontology annotation, biological process: protein-FAD linkage; mitochondrial electron transport, succinate to ubiquinone; mitochondrial respiratory chain complex II assembly. The record is from RefSeq and is a predicted model, not a curated record. The coding region runs from base 135 to 626 and encodes 163 amino acids.
CAUCAUCACGUUCCUGUGUUACCAUGUUAUGUGACUGCACAGUAAACAAUUGUGUAAUUGUACAUCUGGCAUCUAAUCAUAGGGCAUUCGUUUCUGGACAAUAAACGGUCAAGCGGGUGGAAAGAAAAUAUACAAUGUUGUCUGCAGUUGCUGCGAAAAGAUUGGUCAGUGGGGUGUGCCAGACGUCAUGGCGAUCUGGAGUGACAGGCCUAAUGUCAGCACGGGCAUACCGUGGAGAGGCACCUGAGGAUUCGAAAGGUGACCUAAUUGAGAUCCCUCUGCCCCCCUGGACAGAGAAGGCCGGAGAGACUGUUGACAUCAAGAGGAGACGGCUGUUGUAUGAGAGUCGCAAGAGGGGAAUGCUGGAGAACUGCAUACUGCUCAGUCUUUUUUCCAAGCGGUACUUGAACACCAUGAGUGAGACUCAGCUGCAACAAUAUGACAGACUGAUUAAUGAGCCCAGCAACGACUGGGACAUCUACUACUGGGCUACAGAGGCCCACCCCACACCUGAGGUGUACGACGGAGAGGUGAUGGACAUGCUAAAAGAGUUCACUAAGAACCGGGACCAGGAACAGAGGCUCGAUGCCCCCAACCUGGAGUACCUGGACAAGAGCAGCCAGUGAGGCCCAUCAUGGUGCAUGAGACUCACCUGGCUCAAAUACAUAGCAAAAGACUUGUGUUUUAAGUGCAUUUGAGUUAUAAUUGGUUAUAAUGUCAAGUGGUAAUUUAACCAUGUGCUGACAGAUGCAUUAAUCCAGGUCCGCUGAAAAACUGCAACCAGGUCGGCUGGUCGAUCUAUCCAUCUGUCUGUGAUAUAAUUUCUUCUUUCUCUGGUCCAAACUGCUGGGUGGGGCUAGGGUUAAGCAAACCCUUAGCAUAUAACUUCAGUGAAGAAACAUCUUAAACAAUGACUGUGAUAUUCAAAUUGACUCAGAUUAGGAAAUUGGUUAGUCAAGAUUAGGAAUCUGAAAGAAUUUAAACAAGCCACUGAACUUCUAAAUUAUAAAAAACAAUAAUAAGCUUUGUCACACCAACACACACACACCCCUGAUUAAAACAGAGCCCUUUGUAUGAUGGAUCUUUUUUGUGAAUUUAUACAGUUAAUGCACCGCUUGUUGGUUGUAAUGUAAUAAAUAUGCAUGCCAUAUAAAAUAUUUAUGUUCUCU